CUGCAGGCACGGAACCGCUGAGCUGAGCCUGCUCGUAUCCGGAACCGACUGACAACGAUGCUACAUGGAGGUUCAACUGACCCACUCAGAGUGCCACAACACGCCGCAGCUGUCACGGCUGACUGGAUGUGACUGCAGAUGACAGGAAGCAGAAAUGCAUCUUUAUGGUCUGAUUGGGUCCGAGCCCUUUGGCUGUUUUAUUUCCUCGCUACAAGCUGGAGACGGUGGGUGGCCGGGCUGUUUCAGACAGGAAGAGGAGAGGGACCAGGCUGUGACAGAUGUGAGAGGGCUCUCCUUGUGCUCCACCACGCAGAACACCGGCAACAGACUCCCUGAGAAUCCCCCAUGCAGCCCGCUGCAGACGAGAUGCUCUCCACCUCUGGAGCCGCGAUCCUGAGAGCUGAAUGCUGCCGGAAGUCCCUGUGAAGACAGCAACUUCAUCCUGGCCAACGCACAGGUGUCGAAGGGCUUUCCCAUCGUUUACUGCUCUGAUGGCUUCUGCGAGCUCACAGGCUUCUCCCGGGCCGAGGUCAUGCAGAAGAGCUGUGCCUGUAAGUUCCUGUACGGGCCGGAGACCAGCGAAAGCAUCAUCCUCAGCAUUGAUGAAGCCCUGGAGGAGCGCAAGGAGUUUAAGGACGAGAUCAUGUUCUACAACAAGACGGCGGUGCUGUUCUGGUGUCUGCUGGACAUUGUGCCAAUUAAGAAUGAGAAAGGAGACGUGGUGCUCUUUCUGGCCUCGUUUAAAGACAUCACCGACACUAAAGCCAAAACCAUCCAGGAGGACAAGAAGGAAGAGCGGCGGCGCAGCAGGGUGAAAACAGGCUCUUCGUUCAGCUCGGCUCGGAUGCGGAGCAGCACGGUGCUCUACCACAUCUCUGGUCACCUCCACAGCAGAGAGAAGAGCAAGAUUAAACUCAACAAGAAUGUGUUUGGGGAUCUGCCCGCUUUGCCGGAGUACAAGGUAGCCGAGGCCAAAAAGUCCAAAUUCAUCUUACUUCACUACAGCACGUUCAAAGCCGGAUGGGAUUGGCUGAUACUACUCGCCACGUUCUACGUUGCUGUGACGGUGCCGUACAAUGUGUGCUUCAUCGGCGAUGAUGACGACCUGACCCGCAGCACGACCGUCAGUGACAUCGCAGUGGAGAUUCUGUUCAUUAUAGACAUCGUCUUCAAUUUUCGCACAAGUUAUGUCAGCAAGUCAGGCCAAGUGAUCUUCGACGCUCGUCAGAUCUGCAUCCAUUACCUGACCACAUGGUUCAUCAUCGACCUGGUGGCUGCGCUGCCCUUUGACCUGCUCUACGCCUUCAAAGUCAGCGUGGUGUCCGUGGUCCACCUGUUGAAAACAGUGCGUCUGCUGCGUUUGCUGCGGCUGCUCCAGAAGAUGGACCGCUACUCGCAGCACAGCACCGUGGUCCUAACGCUGCUGAUGUCCAUGUUCGCCCUGCUGGCCCACUGGAUGGCCUGCAUCUGGUACAUCAUCGGCAAGAUGGAGAUGGAGGCCAACGCUUACAACUGGGACAUCGGAUGGCUCCACGAGCUGGGGAAGCGCCUGGAAUCACCGUACUACGCCAUCGGGGGUGUGAACGGGACCAGCAGCGGCCCGUCCAUCCGCAGCGUCUACGUGGCCUCGCUGUACUUCACCCUCAGCAGCCUGACCAGCGUGGGCUUCGGCAACGUGUCGGCCAACACAGACACCGAGAAGAUCUUCUCUAUCUGCGUCAUGCUCAUCGGAGCACUGAUGCAUGCCUUGGUCUUUGGUAACGUGACAGCCAUUAUCCAGAGGAUGUAUUCACGCUGGUCCCAGUAUCACACCAGAACCAAAGACCUCAAGGACUUCAUACGUGUCCAUCAUCUGCCACAGAGCCUCAAGCAGCGAAUGUUGGAAUAUUUUCAGACAACCUGGUCGGUCAACAACGGCAUCGACUGUAACGAGCUGCUGAAGGACUUCCCGGACGAGCUGCGAUCUGACAUCACCAUGCACCUUAACAAGGAGAUCCUGGAGCUGUCGCUGUUUGCCUCGGCCAGCCGUGGCUGCCUGCGUUCCCUGUCGCUGCACAUCAAGACGUCUUUCUGUGCUCCCGGAGAGUACCUCCUCCGACAGGGCGACGCGCUCCAGGCCAUCUUCUUCGUCUGCUCAGGCUCCAUGGAAGUGCUGAAGGAUGGCAUGGUGCUCGCCAUCCUGGGUAAAGGCGACCUCAUCGGGGCAAACCUGUCCUUAGAUGACCGAGUGAUAAAAACCAAUGCGGACGUGAAAGCUCUGACCUACUGCGACCUGCAGUGCAUCAACCUGAGGGGGCUGUACGAGGUGCUGGACCUCUACCCCGAGUACUCGCACCACUUCGUCCAGGACAUCCAGCAGGACCUCACUUACAACUUGAGGGAGGGACAAGAGACGCACGUGAAGGCCAGACUGUCUACAACAGCUUUAGAUACUCAGUCUGGGGUGGGAAGGAACGGAAGAGUGGUCCAGGGCUACCCGCCCAUCAUCGAGGCACAGGAGGAACAUGAGGAAGACGAGGGGGAGGAGGAGGAGGAAGACGAGGCCAUGUCUGUAUCUGUGUCAGCAGAGCGGAAACCGGCGGUGGACCUCAGGGACACAGGUGGGAAAUCUCCACUGAGCCGCCGCAGCCAGAAGACCACGGGACAGAGCUCCAGGAGGUCUCGGAGGAAGAUCCAGGAAAUUACUCUCACCACUUUAGACCCGUCCAACCUCAGCCCCAGGAUAGUGGACGGUACUGAGGACAGCGAGGGGACGGAGAGUUCCCCGGCCUUCUCCUACUCUACCAGCCAAGGUUGUCCUGUCAACGAACCAAUCAGUGCCUCAGCGUCUGCCACAGAUAUGCUGCAGAUCAGCACAGCAGAGCUAGCGGCUAAAGCAGAGGAGACCAGAGGACAACUGAGACACCUCGACCAGCAGGUGAGCACGCUUGGGAGGGAAGUGGCCGACCUUGGACGAGUCAUGAAGAGAAUGGCCCAGCUCAUGGAGGCCCUCAUGCCAUCAGUGCCACACCCGACAGUAGUCUGUCCCACACACUACUCCCCAGCACACCACACAUACCUGCCCCACCCCAACCCUCCUCAGUCUUACCCGUCACCAUCCUCUUCUCAGACUGCCUCCAUCUGGAUGGACACAGCAAUGUCAUUGCCCUCUUCUCCCGCCAUUAUCCCUCAGCAACAUGGUGCGAUGUGCCACAAGGACUCCCUCACACAUAGACCCCAGGACCUCCAGCUGGGGUUCCCCACUGUACCCAGCCCAACUUUACCUCCAACCCCCAACUCAUCUGACCUCCAACUCCAGCCCAUCAUCGCAGAGCCUCACCUGCCCUCCUCCACCCUGAGCUCACCAGAGAUUUCCCACUACAGAGACGGGGUUUCUGGCUCCAUCAGGUCAAGGGGACACAGUCCUCCCCUGCAAGACAGGGGAGAUGAGGACCCUCAUCAGAGCUCUGGGUGUUCUCCAAAAACUGGACUUGGAGGGACCUACCACAACCCGACCAAGGGUUUGUAGCAGCCCUCCAUCUGAACUUCCCUGGACUUUUUCCAGGAUAUUUUUUGAGCUAUGAUCCUGAACUUAAGAUCAAACUGAUCAGCUGCGGUCCACCAUGUCACUGGAGGACGUUUGCAGGGAUGCAACUCAGAUCCUUUUUGUUUUAAAGGCACGCAUUUAAAAAUCAUGUUGCAUGAAAACAAGUACAGAAGGUUUAGGUGUGUUAGCUUUACCUUGUAGAAACAUAGUGUUGUUAGACAGAAUGCAGAGGUUGGGUCGGCUGUGGAGCUGUAUGAUGGCAGCUCUUAGGCACAGCUCACCCCCAGCCUGCUUCCCUCCCCACCCCGAGGCAGGAUUGUGCGAUAAUGGAGGACAAGCGGAAUACAAAGGAGGAGAGAGUCCUUUCUGUCCUCUCUUUUGCUCUUAGCUAGUUUCAGGUCGGCUGGGCUGGUUUGAGUAGUGGAGGUGGGCUUUGGAGACAAGGAGCUGAGGGGUGGGGGUCGUUAAUGUGCUUCCUCCAGCCCCCUAUCUCUGUAAUUUCCUUUCCUUUUAACCCUUCUUUCCUUGCUCACUCAACCCAUGCCUGAUGCUCUGGCUUGCGUGGACCAGUGCACGGCUGGUUUGGGCUGGUCGGACUGGGAGAACAGAGGUGGUGUGAGGAGAGAUGGGACUUGUCGUGCUCUUUACUGCUGGCCCUCAGGGGAGGGGAGGUGGAGGAAGUGGAGGUGGUGGUGGGGGUAUGUUACGCCU
Acanthopagrus latus (yellowfin seabream) is the source of this 4237-nucleotide messenger RNA. It is a transcript of the gene kcnh8, whose product is annotated as potassium voltage-gated channel, subfamily H (eag-related), member 8. The transcript is spliced from 19 exons. The record is from RefSeq and is a predicted model, not a curated record. Gene Ontology annotation, molecular function: voltage-gated potassium channel activity. Gene Ontology annotation, biological process: regulation of membrane potential; potassium ion transmembrane transport. Gene Ontology annotation, cellular component: membrane. Lineage: Eukaryota; Metazoa; Chordata; Actinopteri; Spariformes; Sparidae. The coding region runs from base 533 to 3508 and encodes 991 amino acids.